UCAACUGAACAUUAGACACAAUCAAACUUCCAUAACCACUCAUCCACCCCAUCUCUAUAUAUACACACACACACACACUCGACAUUAGCUGUCCUAUACACUUAACAACAACGACAGCAACAACAACUCUUGAUGAUCAAUCUCUUCUAGCUCCCAAUUAAUCCUACACUUUUAAUUAGUUUCUUAACCUGAUAAUUACAAUUAAUUACAUGGAGGAAGAGCAGCCUGGUGUUGGAGGCGGAGUAAGCCCCUCCGGGUCGUCCAGCGGCAUCAGCUCGUGCUACCGGGGGGUCAGGAAGCGGAAAUGGGGCAAGUGGGUAUCGGAGAUCCGUGAACCCGGGAAGAAGAACCGGAUAUGGCUGGGCAGCUUCGAGACACCUGAGAUGGCUGCCGCUGCGUACGACGUGGCCGCAUUGCACUUCCGGGGCCGUGAUGCCCGCCUCAACUUCCCCGAGCUCGCUCACGCCCUCCCUCGCCCUGUAAGCUCCGACCCGGAUGACAUCCGAGCUGCCGCCCACGAGGCAUCUCUUCGGCUCCGUCCAGGCCGUACGUCCACGGUUGCAAUUGCGGCGGAGGGCGCUGGAGUUGUCGACAGCACCUCCUCGCCCAGUCCGAUGACGGUGCGGCUUUCGCCGAGCCAGAUUCAGGCGAUCAACGACUCGCCGCUGGACUCGCCGAAGAUGUGGAUGCAAAUGCCCGAGGAUUUCAUGAUCAAUGAGCCUCCCGAUUUUGGCACUUAUGGUGGAGAGGUUGAUGAAGAAUAUGGAGUCUGGCAAAACGACUCUCUUUGGGACCCUUGACGUUCAAAUUCUUAUCCUUUCAUUUUCUUUUUAUUUCAAAAACUAAUUAUUGAUUAAAAAAAAGGAAUUAUUGACUACUGAUUAAAACCGGUUUUAGAAGGAAAAAGGAAAUUACCAACUCAUUUUGUUUUUGCUGAAAAGCUAAUGGAAUAUUUUGGCUCCACACUUGCCCAGUGGGUCCUCAAUGUGAUGUAUGGCUGCCAGAAAUCUCCACGUAAACCUCCAAAAAGUUUUUUUGGGUGGAAAAGCCGUUUUAAUUUUUUUUUAAUCAACUCUAUCGUUCUACGGCAUAUUCAGAGAAACAGAUUGGCAGUGUAUUUUUCGGUGUGACAUAAAAAAAUGCUUGAAUUAUAUUUAGAAUGGUUUUUAUUAAUUAAUAACGAAUAAAGCUUUUCUUUUUUCCUUCUUUUUUCCUGGUGGAAACGAAUAAAAGCUUGACAAUUGCUGAUUAAUCAAUUGAACACGGUCUGAUCAAAUUUGUUUUACGAGUGGCGCGUGAUAGCUAAUUAUAAUUAAUAAUUUGUUUGUGCCCUCAUGGUUUUCAGUGGCAGGGAACCGUUCCCCGAUGAUCAUAAAGAGAUUAAGGCGAUUGGGCCUAAUCAUCUAUCCAAUAAUAAUUCACUUUACUGACAUGCCAUGACAAUUCAUUCUGUUUGGGCUCAAAGUGAUCAGUGAAGUUCUCAAAGUCCGAUGUUGUAAUAUUCUCUUGCCUGGACUUUAAAUAAAAGCAGGUGGGGGAGAGAGAGAAUAAUUGUGCGUGUGGUUUGUGUUCGUGUGGGCGUUAGCGGGUCCAUCUCUGUACUAAAAUAAAAUUAGUGUGCGUGUGUGUGUACUUCUCAAUUGGUCAUGAUAUAUAUACAUUGUGGUGUGAAAAGACAUUUCGAUCGUGAUGCACACCAUUGAGCU
Messenger RNA from Punica granatum (pomegranate), 1706 nucleotides. NCBI's taxonomy places the organism in Eukaryota, Viridiplantae, Streptophyta, Magnoliopsida, Myrtales, Lythraceae. The record is from RefSeq and is a predicted model, not a curated record.